AUCUGAGACGGUUGAUUACUCUCACUUCAGACUUCUCUUCAACGAAACUAGCCAGAGAGAUGACGAGCAAGAUUCUAGUUAUCGGAGCUACAGGUCUCAUCGGAAAAGUCCUCGUAGAGGAAAGCGCCAAGUCUGGCCACGCCACUUUCGCUCUGGUUAGAGAAGCCUCUCUCUCCGAUCCCGUUAAGGCCCAACUCGUUGAGAGAUUCAAAGAUCUCGGCGUUACCAUACUCUACGGAAGUUUAAGUGAUAAAGAGAGCUUAGUGAAGGCGAUUAAACAAGUCGAUGUCGUGAUAUCAGCUGUUGGUCGGUUUCAAACUGAAAUUCUUAAUCAAACCAAUAUCAUCGAUGCCAUCAAAGAAUCUGGAAAUGUUAAGAGAUUCUUACCGUCGGAAUUUGGUAAUGACGUGGAUCGUACGGUAGCCAUUGAGCCAACGCUAUCAGAGUUCAUCACUAAAGCUCAGAUAAGGCGUGCCAUUGAAGCUGCAAAGAUACCUUAUACGUAUGUCGUCUCAGGUUGCUUUGCAGGUCUUUUUGUUCCUUGUUUGGGUCAAUGCCACUUGCGACUCAGAUCUCCUCCUAGAGACAAAGUUUCAAUCUAUGAUACUGGCAAUGGCAAAGCCAUUGUCAACACUGAAGAAGACAUCGUUGCAUAUACAUUGAAAGCUGUUGAUGAUCCGAGAACACUUAACAAGAUUCUCUACAUUCACCCGCCCAAUUACAUUGUAUCGCAGAACGAUAUGGUUGGUUUGUGGGAGGAAAAGAUCGGUAAGACUCUCGAAAAGACUUAUGUUUCAGAGGAAGAACUCCUCAAAACCAUCCAAGAGAGUAAGCCUCCAAUGGAUUUUUUGGUGGGUCUGAUCCAUACAAUCCUUGUGAAGAGUGACUUUACCUCCUUCACUAUAGAUCCUUCUUUUGGAGUUGAGGCUUCCGAGCUUUACCCUGAAGUCAAGUACACUAGUGUUGAUGAGUUUCUUAACCGGUUUAUCUGAAAAAAACUUCGUCCAUUAUUUUGUGUGUGUAGCUACUGUUAAUUCGAGUUUCGAUAUGGACGCAAAUCUUAUUUCAAGCUAGUCUCCUUAUUUGAUAGAUACAAAUACAUAACAUAAAAGGUCCAAGUACAUUAUUUGACUGAUAUAAGAAAGAGACCUUGAACAGCAUUACAACACCAACAAUCUCAUAACGGUGCAUAGUUUCAAGGGUUGACCUUGGGAGCCCAUCCAGAGAUCACACACUUUUCCUCGGUCUUAGUUUUCUCAAAAGAGUCGAGCGAGAACAGAGUCUUCAUGUAGUUAUGGACAUGGGGAAAGCUCUCAGGGACAGACCAGCUUUUGAAAUGGCCAAGAGCAACUUGAAGGUGGUAAAGCUUUGGUGCUAAGCUAAGAUCCACCGCGGAAACUCUUUCCCCGGCGAUAAAAGGACCAUCGUGACUCUUGAGAUGGUUCUCCAAAGCUUCUAGCUCAACAAGAAAGGCAUGCUAAGAUUCAUCAUUGGAUCUUUGCUCUUCAAGAAAGUCCCGAAAGUACCGAAAAUGUUGGAGCCAACAGAGGCAAAUUCAGCAGGAGUCUUGAGAGGUGGAUCAGGAUACUUCUCCUCGAGGAUACCAACGGUGGCGUCGGAAUCAGUCACCCACUUGUCGUCGAUCUUAAGCACUGGUACUUUCCCUUGAGGACUAAUGUCCCAGAACAUCUCGUGUGAUGGAGAAGAGCAAAUUUGGACGACAAGCAUUUUGAUAAGAGCCACUUCAAAUUUGCUGAAAAAAGAAUAAUACCAUAUUACCCAUCAAAUCCAAUCCAAUGGACAGACAAAGGACGAAUACUCUUGACACUCAAAUCAAAGUUACAGCAACAAAGUAGUAGCAACAAAAUAGUAACUCAUUACAUGAGUAGUACAUAUAAUUGACAAAAAAUAAAAAUGUAGCUACAGCACCAAAGCUCUGACCACUGCCCCGUUUAAUACCAAAAGUGAAAGCCUAACUUUCCCAUUUAUUCUUUUCUUUUCAUUUUCAACUUUCAACUACACAAUGUAUGAAAAC
Molecule: messenger RNA, 2035 nt
Organism: Arabidopsis thaliana (thale cress)
Lineage: Eukaryota; Viridiplantae; Streptophyta; Magnoliopsida; Brassicales; Brassicaceae
Product: NmrA-like negative transcriptional regulator family protein
Exons: 5
Coding region: 60-992 (310 amino acids)
Molecular function (GO): oxidoreductase activity
Source: RefSeq, marked reviewed